AUGAAGCAGCCGUCAGGUGGAGAAGCCAAGGCCGUUGGUCAUGAAUUGGCCAGUGUUCUUCCCAACGAUGGCAUUCCAUGGUGGAAGAAGAGCCACCUGAUCAAGCUCAACUUCUGCAUCGUCUCCUUCAUGCUGUUCACCAGCUCGAACGGCUUCGAUGGCUCUGUCAUGAACGGUUUCUUGGCCUUGUCUCAGUGGAAAGACUUCAUGGGCAAUCCCACAGGCGCAUGGCUUGGCUUCAUCAACGCCAUGUACUCUCUCGGAGCCGUCAUUGGCUUUCCGCUCACCGCAAUGCUUUGCAACCGCUGGGGCCGCAAAAUCGGCCUUUGGCUCAGCGUGUUCAUCUCCUUGGUCGGCACUGCACUGCAAACCGCUGCUCCGAAUCAAGCCGCGUUCAUUACCGCCCGUUUCUUGAUGGGUGUUUCCCAGGGUCUUUCGGUUGGAGCGCCCCUGUUGAUCGCCGAAAACGCGUUCCCCACGCACCGUGGAAUUGCUUCAAGCAUGUACAAUUCGGGCUGGUACGUCGGUGCAAUUGUUGCUGCGUGGGCGACCUUUGGCACAAGGAACAUGGAGGGCUCAGCAGCCUGGCCAGCGCUCCCCGCAAAGCAAGCUUAA
Molecule: messenger RNA, 615 nt
Organism: Colletotrichum siamense
Lineage: Eukaryota; Fungi; Ascomycota; Sordariomycetes; Glomerellales; Glomerellaceae
Product: High-affinity glucose transporter
Exons: 4
Coding region: 1-615 (204 amino acids)
Biological process (GO): carbohydrate transport; transmembrane transport
Cellular component (GO): membrane
Molecular function (GO): carbohydrate:proton symporter activity
Source: RefSeq, a predicted model, not a curated record